AUGACUGGCCGUGGCAAAGGUGGCAAGGGGCUUGGCAAGGGAGGUGCUAAGCGUCAUCGUAAGAUCCUUCGCGACAAUAUUCAGGGAAUUACCAAGCCAGCUAUCCGUCGUCUCGCUCGUCGUGGUGGCGUCAAGCGUAUCUCAGCUAUGAUCUACGAGGAAACUCGUGGUGUUCUCAAAUCAUUCCUCGAGUCCGUCAUCCGUGACGCAGUCACCUACACCGAGCACGCCAAGCGCAAGACUGUCACAUCGCUCGAUGUUGUAUAUGCGCUAAAACGUCAAGGACGUACUCUGUACGGCUUCGGCGGUUAA
Messenger RNA from Cyphellophora attinorum, 312 nucleotides. Its product is annotated as Histone H4.2. Lineage: Eukaryota; Fungi; Ascomycota; Eurotiomycetes; Chaetothyriales; Cyphellophoraceae. Gene Ontology annotation, biological process: nucleosome assembly. Bases 1 to 312 code for a protein of 103 amino acids. Gene Ontology annotation, molecular function: DNA binding; structural constituent of chromatin; protein heterodimerization activity. The record is from RefSeq and is a predicted model, not a curated record. Gene Ontology annotation, cellular component: nucleosome. The transcript is spliced from 6 exons.